Molecule: messenger RNA, 11997 nt
Organism: Verticillium alfalfae VaMs.102
Lineage: Eukaryota; Fungi; Ascomycota; Sordariomycetes; Glomerellales; Plectosphaerellaceae
Product: lovastatin nonaketide synthase
Exons: 4
Coding region: 1-11997 (3998 amino acids)
Biological process (GO): secondary metabolite biosynthetic process; fatty acid biosynthetic process
Molecular function (GO): 3-oxoacyl-[acyl-carrier-protein] synthase activity; fatty acid synthase activity; phosphopantetheine binding
Source: RefSeq, a predicted model, not a curated record
AUGGAGCUUCCGGGACGACAAACUAGUAUGAAUGAACCCAUCGCCAUCAUAGGAACUGCUUGUCGAUUGCCAGGUUCUGCAAGCUCCCCAUCUAAACUCUGGGAGCUUAUCAAGGCCCCGCAAGAAAUCCCACGCCCUGUCACCGAGGAUAGACUCAACCUAUCCAACUUCUACAGCCCCGACGGUGAGAGUCACGGCAGUACUGAUGUCAGGAAGCAACCCUACCUACUCAAUGAAGACAUUCGGCGUUUCGAUGCAUCCUUUUUCCGCAUCAACCCCAAAGAGGCUGCUGGCAUGGACCCACAGCACCGUAUUCUGUUGGAGACUGUUUACGAGGCGUUUGAGGCAGCAGGAUUGCCUCUGGGCUCAGUCGAAGGAUCGCAGACAUCCGUCCAUGUUGGCGUUAUGACUGACGACUACGCCAUGAUCCAAGCCCGGGAUAUUGAUAGCAUGGGAAGUCAUGCAGCCACUGGCCUAUCCCGCUGCAUCUUGUCCAACCGUGUCUCUUAUGCAUUCGACUUGCGUGGGCCCUCAAUGACUGUCGACACAGCGUGCUCCAGUUCACUUGUCGCCCUUCAUUUGGCAGUCCAGAGCCUUCGAAAAGGAGAGGCAUCCCAGGCGGUUGUGGGAGGGACCAGUCUGCUGCUCGACCCUCACUGGUUUGUGGCCGAAUCGUCACUCCACAUGCUGUCCUCGGAUUCUCGCUCCCGAAUGUGGGAUGUGGAAGCCAAUGGAUAUGCUCGCGGAGAAGGCUGUGCGGUGGUAAUCCUCAAGCCUCUCAACAAAGCCAUACAAGAUGGCGAUCACAUUGAAAGCGUCAUCCGCGAAACAGGCGUCAACUCGGAUGGCCGAACAAACGGCAUGACAAUGCCCUGCCCCAUAGCGCAGGCCACUCUGAUUCAGAAAACGUACCAGAACGCAGGUCUGGAUCCCGUCACCGAUCGGUGCCAGUACUUUGAGUGUCACGGCACUGGCACCCAAGCCGGUGACCCAGUCGAGGCUCGUGCUAUCAGCAGCGCAUUCUUUCCUUCAACUACGCUUGACCAGAAAGAUACCGCAAAGGCUGAUCCAAUCCCACUGUACUGUGGCUCGAUUAAGACUAUCGUGGGUCACCUCGAAGGCUGCGCUGGGUUAGCCGGCCUUCUUCGGGCAUCCCUUGCAGUCCAACACGGCGUUAUCCCGCCCAACAUGCAUUUCAAUGAGCUCAACCCGUCCGUCAAACCUUUUUACACGAAUCUCUGUGUGCCUACGUCGCCCCUGACGUGGCCAGAUACCCAUGGUCAACCUCGUCGCGCCAGCGUCAACAGCUUUGGCUUUGGCGGCACAAAUGCCCACACUAUUAUCGAAAGCUACGUUACUCCUGCGGAGACUCUUCCAUCCUCCAAACAAACGGCAGCUGUCAAAUCGGUCGCCAGGCAAGAAAUUGAUGGUUUCGGACUCAUCGGUCCGUUUGUGUUCUCAGCCAGGAGUCGCACGUCACUUUCCCAGUCACUUCGACAAACCCUAGACCAUCUGCGGAUCAAUCCGGCGCUGGAUUUAGAUGCCUUGAGCAGCGUGCUGCAUUCGAACCGAAGCGCCUUGACAUACAGAAUAGUAGUUCCGGCAAUGGCAAGUCGCCAGAAGCUACUAGAAAGCUUAGAGGAACAUGCCAAGCUCGCAUCUAGCGUACAAACCAGUGAGUCGUUUGGCGUCAGGGCCUUGAAUGAGUCGGGUGCGACCAAGCACCCAGGGAUCCUCGGCAUCUUCACUGGACAGGGUGCUCAAGCUGCCCAGAUGGGCCGACAAUUGGUAAAAUACUGCACAAUCUUCCGCCAGUCCAUUCAAAAAUGCGAGGCCGACUUGAAGUCACUUCCCGAAGGUCCUACUUGGUCAUUGAUGGAGGAGUUGAUUGCGGAAGAGAAGGUUUCGCGUCUCUCUGAGGCCGUCAUCUCCCAACCUCUUUGCACGGCCCUUCAAAUUGCCCUUGUCGACCUCCUGAAAACGGUCGGCAUUGAGUUCGCUGCCGUUGUUGGCCACUCCUCUGGCGAGAUCGGUGCUGCGUAUGCCGCUGGCCUUUUGAGCGGAAGGCAUGCCAUGGGUAUCGCGUACUACCGCGGUCAAGUGGCCCACCUGGCAAAGGGGCUGGGCGGGAAAGCAGGAGGUAUGAUGGCGGCAGCCUUGACUUUUCAAGAUGCCAAGUCUCUUUGCUCAGAGCCCCGAUUCAAGGGACGGGUCAGUGUGGCAGCGGGCAAUGCGCCCUCCAGCGUCACUCUGUCUGGUGACUUGGACGCCAUCGAAGAGAUCAAGGGUGUCUUGACAGCAAAGAAGAUCCAGGCUAGGCAGCUCAGAGUCGAUACAGCCUACCACUCGCAUCACAUGCUUGAGUGUACUGAGGCAUACCUGAGCCUUCUUCAGCAGCUCAAGGUGCAAAUCCGCAAGCCAGCUGAGGAUAACGCAUGCGUAUGGUUCUCCAGUGUGCGGAACAGCACUGACAUGGUCACCCAUCAUGUUCAUCAGAAAGGUCUGGAGGACCAGUACUGGGUUGAUAACAUGGUUCAGCCAGUGCUGUUCUCCGAGGCUGUGCAGUUUGCGAUCCAGAGCCUUCCGGCACGCUUUGCGAUCGCUCUCGAAGUUGGACCACAUCCUGCUUUGAAGGGUCCAGUGAGCCAAACUAUCAAAUCAUUGUCAAUUCCUCCUGUUCCGUACGUUGGCUGCUUGGAGCGCGAGAAAGGAGGCAUUGAGAGUAUGUCAUCGGCCCUCGGAACGAUCUGGAGCUACCUGGGUCCCUCUGCCAUCGACUUUGGCGCUUGGCGAGAGAGCUUCAAUUUACCCAGGCAACGGAUCCCUCUCAAAGGCUUGCCCACGUAUGCGUGGGACCAUGACCAAGUGUACUGGCUAGAAUCCCGUCUCUCACAUAACAUGCGUGUGGGUGGCCAGCUGCCACACACUUUGCUCGGCCGUCAGCGCGAAGACACUCCAUACGAGAAGACGUGGCGAAACUUCUUUCACUUGAAAGAGAUGCUGUGGGUCACGGGCCACACGUUCCAGGGCCAAGUUCUCUUUCCUGGAGCUGGCUAUUUUAGUAUCGCUUUAGAGGCGUCAAAAGCCUUUGUCCAGGGCCGCCCCAUCAAGCUGCUUGAGGUCAGAGAUAUGAACAUACCCAAAGCACUGGUCAUCGGUGAGGAUGAAGGAGUUGAAGUCGUCUUUACGAUGCGCAGCAAGACGCUUCACACAACGGUAUCAGACGGCUCAAGCUUAGAAGCCGAGUUCGUUGCUUACAGCUGCUCGGAUGGACGCGUCUUGGACAAAACGUGCGAUGCCCGUUUAUUCGUCCAUCUUGGUGAUUCUAUCGAGCUGUUUCUGAGAUCGACCUUGGCUACGCUGGAGCGUUUCGUAGGACUGGGGACCGUUCUUUCCACCGCAGAGAAGUCAAUGGGAAGCCCCUUGCUCCCAGUUGGAAUUCGACGAGCCUUCAUCAAUCCCAAUCAGAACUACGAGGAUGAGCCCGGCUCAACGAACAUCGAGAUCGAGGCCAUGAUGGUGACUGCAAAUGCUGCCAUUGUUGAGGUUGACAUCAGUUUAUGUGCUAAGAAAACAAACGAAACCCAGAGCUGCGGCAUUCAGAUCGAUGGCCUGAUACUCAAAGCGAUCGCUGAACCACAGCCGUCUGAAGACCGCAACUUGUUUGUCAAGACUAUCUGGGAUGCUGACAGUGCCUACGGCCUUGCUGUCACAUCGCCAACUCCAGCUGAUGAGGCUGAUCCCCCAUCUGUGAUAGACGCGUGUGAGCGAAUCACUCUGUUCUACAUGCAAAACCUCAUUCGCAAGCUCUCUGCAAAGGACCUGGAGUCUGCAACGUGGUACCAUCAAGAGUUGUUCCGCUACAUACACACCACGGUGUCCACAAUCCGGGACAAAAAGCAUGCGAUCCUGCGUGAAGAGUGGUUGGAUGACGACCGUGAGACCAUCCUGAAGCUUAUCGAUGAGCAUCCAGAGAGCGUCGACAUAGAGAUGCUGGUCGCAGUGGGUGAAAACCUGCCAUCCGUGGUCCGGAAAGAGUCUGGGAUGAUGGAGCACAUGUUGAACAACGACCUGCUCAGUCGGCUUUAUAAAGACAGCCGCGGGCUAGCAGCAUGUAAUCAGCAAGUUGCCAACCUGAUGCGUCGAAUCAGUCACAAGCACCCCCGAAUGAGGAUACUCGAGAUUGGCGCCGGUACAGGUGGCACAACUCUCGGCAUUUUGAGCGCCAUAGGUGAAGCAUACACCUCUUAUACAUGCACAGACAUCUCAGCAAGUUUUUUCAACGGUCUGUCGGAGAAACUGCCCGAGGCACACACGUCAAAGGUCAACUUUAAAGUCUUUGACGCGGAAAGGCCACCAGGGGCCCAAGGGUUUGCCGAGGGCAGCUACGACAUCGUCAUCGCGGCCAAUGUACUCCAUGCAACACGAAAGCUGUCCGAGACGGUGAGAAAUGCCAGAGCUCUCUUGCGACCUGGUGGCCAUCUCAUUGCUAUCGAGGUUACAGGCGGCAUGAUCCGUGAAACCGGCCUUAUGGGCGGCUUAGAGGGCUGGUGGCUCGGCACAGGUGAAGGAAGAAAAAUGGGCCCUGGCAUUGAUCCUCGCGAAUGGGAUAGCAUUCUUGAGGAGAACGGGUUCUCUGGCGUUGAUUGUAUCACCCAUGAUCAUCCGGAUACCGCUCGACACAGCUGCUCAGUUUUUGCGACUCAGGCAGUCGAUGAACGAGUCGAAGUCUUGCGAGAGCCUCUCUCUUCCAUGUCCCUGAUCCCAAAAUGCCCUGUGCUCAUCUUGGGAGGCAAGUCGUUGGCCGUUUCCAAGCUAGCUCGCCGGACAGCCAAGAUUUUGAGUCUCUGGUCGCCAGAGGUUAGAACCUGCAGCACCAUCGACGGUCUGGAUUUGUCCAGUAUGCUUCCAGGAACGUUUAUCUUGUGUCUUUCAGAUCUGGACAACCCCUUUUUCGCCGAACCGCCGACGCCUGAAAGGCUUGACAGGCUGCAGGGAAUGCUGGGUGUCGCACACAACAUGUUGUGGGUUACUUGCGGGCGCAUGGUCGAUGACCCCUACGCCAACAUGAUGGUAGGCAUUGGCCGUGCUCUCGCUGUGGAAUUGCCGCACGUAAACAUGCAUUAUCUCGAUUUUGAUUGCCCUGAGGCGUGGAACUCUGACGUUCUUGUGCGCCACGUUCUUCGAAUGGCGUUCACAUUGGCGUCGUCUACAGCUACGCAAGAAAUGCUCUGGAGCGAAGAGCCAGAGGUCCUGGUCAAAGGCAGUGAGAUACUUGUGCCUCGUAUUGUGCCCGAUCACGCCGCCAACGAGACCCUUAACGCCAAGCGUCGGAAAAUGAGCAAAACUGUCACAACGGAGAGGAUCACCAUCGACUCUAGUAACAUCGCCUCGCAACAACCCCAGCUGGUCACUGGCGACAGCCUUUCGGUGCCUGAAAAUCAUACAGCAGUCGAUGUCAAGUUGUCGUUGGCUUUGCACACUGGAGCCGAAAAACCAUGCUUCCUUUGUUUCGGUCGUGUACAAAGCUCUGGUCAGCUAGCAUAUGUGGGCGAGGUUCUCGUACUGUCUGCAAUCGAUUCUUCAACGGUCGUUGCCCCCACAGAAAGCCUUCUAGAGUGCUGCGACGUGCAAGCUAUCAAUGCUGAAAGCCUGGUGGGCACGGCAUUUGCCCUGAUUGCUUUGCAAGUGGUCCGCAGCGUCCCUCAGCACGGUACGACCCUUGUCUUCGGGGCUACAGUGGACAUGGCCCACGCCAUCUCCGCUGUAGCAGCUGGAACAGGGCACAACAUCCUGUUCGUUGCUGUCGACUCGGUUGACGAAAGGAAGCGAGAAAACUGGAUCGUAUUGCAUCCUCGUGCCUCUGCUCGCGUCGCUCAAAGACAGAUCCCUAAGGAUACAUCACUGGUCAUCAACAUGUCAAAGGACAAUCUCGAGACGAAUGUGCCCUUCCUCCCCCUGUCUUGCGUCAUUCAGACCUUUGACCCUAGCGGUCUUCUUCAUGAACCCAGCAAGGAGGUCGCUGCUGCACUGGGCAAAGCGCAUGACACGUACCGUUCAUUAGCCAGAGAAGAAGCCAGCCAACCAUCCGCCAAGAUGGUUGUUAACAUUGCUGAAGCUCCCCGUCAGCUUCUGGCCGACCGGGACCGUCUGUCCCUCAUAUUGGAUUGGGAGCGCCAUGGGCCAGUCAGCGCAGUCGUCCGACCCCUCGAAGCAAGUAGCCUCUUCUCCACUGACAAGACAUACUUCCUUGUUGGAAUGGCUGGAGAGCUUGGCCAGUCACUUUGUCGCUUUAUGAUCCGUGGUGGUGCUCGCCACAUUGUCCUUGCCAGUCGUAAUCCGGCCCAAGAUCCACAUUGGCUCAAGGAACUGCGGUCAUCUGGAACCAACGUCCGCAUUGUCAAAAUGGAUGUGACGGACCGAGCACAGGUGCACAAGACGGUUUCCAUGCUUCGGAGGACCAUGCCUACGAUCGGGGGCGUUGCUAACGCUGCUUUGGUUUUUGAAGCUGGCAUAUUUGUCAACUUCUCGGCAGACAAUGUCACGAGACAGCUCAAACCCAAAGUCGAUGGCUCGCUCCACCUUGAUGAAGCGUUUGCCUCGGACAAUCUCGAAUUUUUCCUGACAUUCGGCUCUCUGGCAACCGUGUGCGGAAAUCCGGGCCAGGCCAUGUACCACGCCGGCAAUAUGUUCAUGUCAAGCUUGGUGGAAAAGCGCAGACGGCGGGGCCAGGCGGCCUCUAUCCUCAACUUCGGUCUGCUUGUUGAUGUAGGCUACGUUGCCCGAAUGGACCGUGCUGAUGGUACCAACAUUGAGGGCACGCUCCGUUCCCUACUCUUGACCCCCCUGUCGGAAGCGGAGCUGCAUCAUCUUGUGCUUCAAGGCAUCAUAUCAGGCCGACCAGGAUCUGCCUCUGGAGAAGUCAUCAUGGGAAUGCCGCCCUAUAUAGAUGAUGGGACAGCGGUCGCUCGUCCGCCAUGGGUUGAGAAAGCCUUCUUUUCUCAUAUGAUUCACGCGCCAAUAUCUACCAGUGCGGCGAGCCAUGGGUCACCCCAAGCAUCAACAUCCAACACGUUGCAUCACCUGCGCAGCAGUCUCAACCGGGCCGGUAAUAUUACAGAAAUAACGCAAGGCGUCCGCGAACUCAUGUUCAAGAAGAUCGAACUGAUGAUCAAAGUGCCAAGGGAUUCUAUUGAUGCUAGUUCACCGUUGGCAGAUCUAGGGCUUGACUCUCUACACGGUAUCGACAUCCGAAAGUGGUUACUUGAAGAUCUCAAGGUCAACAUCCCGCUGCUUAAGAUUCUUGGCCGUGAGCCGCUGUCAUCGCUUUGCGAUCACAUAGCCCAGAGCUUCAUGGAAACCCAAGGGGAUUCCGUCAACCAAGUGGAGGCACCCAAAGAGAUAAAGGAAGGAUCGAGCAUCCCUGAUCUGAAUAUUCCUGAGCCACAGGGGAAAAGCGAUGUCGAUGUUGGAGCAUCCAGGGCAUCGGCACUUGAGUUUUCACCAGAGGAGUCCAGGGAUAGCGAUUGGGAAGUCCCGUCAGCAUCCCCAGGUACUCCGAUGUCGUCGGCCGACGAGACUCUUUCAAUUGAUUCCGGCGCUUUUGGUGAAGUCCGUGAGGUGGACCCUGAUAUCCCGCCGUCUUCGCCUUCAUCCCCGCUCGUUGGAACCAACAACUCAGAGUGGCCAAAUCCAGAGAGGAUGGCUUUUAAGCGCAGUGAACGGUUGUCUUUCGCACAAGCAGGAAUCCAUUUCUUACACACUUUCUUGAAAGAUUCCAGCUCUUUCAAUGUCACAACGCGCUAUUCUGUCAGAGGGCGAUUGAAUACGGCCAGGCUAGCGGACGCUAUCGAGAAGACACUAGGCCACCAUGAGGCCUACCAGACAUGCUUCUUCGCCAGCUCAGGUAGCGCACAGGUUAAGCAGAACGUUACGAGUGACGCCAAGUUACGCAGAUUGAGGCACAUUGCUUCAACCACGGAACAGGCGGCCGGCCAUGCCCAAGAGGCCUUCAAAGACGUUGCAAAUACGGAAUAUCAGCUCGCAUCGGGUGAGACAUUCCGGGCUGUUCUGGUAACCCACGGACCCGAGAAGCAUACUCUCAUCUUUGGCUUCCACCUCAUGGCGAGCGAUGCCCUCAGCUUUAGCAUCUUCCUCCGCGACCUCGAUCGAGCUUACCAGAUGCGACCUCUGGCAGCCAGCACGGGCUCGUACUUGGAUUUCAGUUGCCGACAACACGAAGACAUCGAAGCCCAUCGCCUUGAUGCCUCUAUCAGGUACUGGAGACAGCAUCUCGAUCCGAUACCGGAUACUCUGCCCUUGCUGCCGAUCGCUCAAGCAAGUUCGCGGAAAGCAAGCCGAGCACAUCAGAACCACAUCGUCGAGCGAAAGGUUGAGGUCGCCAUGGUCAAAAAAGUCAAAACAGCUAGCCAAGCCUGCGGCGCCACAUCGAUGCAAUUUUACUUGGCUGUCAUGCAAGUUUUAAUAGCUCGUCUCGGUAAUGUUGACGAUCUAUGCAUCGGCAUUGCGGACAGCGGCCGAAGUCAUACAACAGACUUUUCUGAUUCAAUCGGCCACUUUGCCAACAUUCUCCCGGUUCGAUUCAAAAUUGAUUCUGUCCAGUCAUUCAAGGAAUUGGUAAACCAAACCUCGCACUCUGUGCUACAAGCAUUCGACAACUCGCAAGUUCCAUUCGAUCUGCUCCUCGAAAAGCUAGGAAUUGAGCGAUCCCCAGCGUACACACCUCUCUUCCAAGUCGCCUUCAACUACCGUGUCGGCGACAUAUUGCAACGGUCAAUUGGCGACUGUGCUUUGUCCAUGGAACAGUAUGUCGACAUCAAGACACCGUACGACUUGGUCAUCAACGUCACCCAGGCAGGGUCGCAAGGCCAUCUUGUCGAGUGCAUUACCAACGGGCGCUUGUACUCAAUAGCCGCUACAGAGUUCAUAACCGAAACAUUCGUUGGCUUAGUUGAAUCUCUGGCUAAGGACCAAUUCAUCAAAGUAAGAGACUGUAAGCUGUUCAACAACGAGCAGGUCGAAGGCGCUGUCACUCUCGGACGAGGACCGACAAUUAAACAUACUUGGCCCAAGACGCUGUCGGAGAGGUUCCAGGAUGUUGUUUCUUUGUUUCCCAACUCUAUCGCCAUCAAAGACGACAACGAGUCCCUGACGUACAACCUCUUGACCAGUCGCGUUGGCCUUUACGCUUCUUCUCUUGUCAACGCUGGGGCUGGGCCCGGCUCGCGUGUGGCAGUUUUGUGUGUGCCAAGUAUCGACAUCUAUGCUACAAUGCUUGCGGCUCUUCACAUUGGGGCCGUAUAUGUGCCACUCGACGUCAAUCUUCCAAUUGCGAGGCUCCGUAGCAUGAUGGACGCCUGUAAGCCAGACGUGUUAGUUUUCCAUGCGGAAACGGACGAGGCCGCCAAGGAAUGCUCCCGUGGUGGCAGAACUCGCACACUUGACUUGUCCGAGUUGCAGGAACAUACUCCCAGAAGUGAUAACCCACCUCCGCUCGCUUCUACGUCUGCCACACAGGAAAGCUUCCUUCUAUUUACCAGCGGCUCCACAGGCACGCCAAAGGGAAUUCGUCUGGGCCAACGAGGCAUCAUGAACUACGCUGCGUCAAAGAGCGCCGUGCUCGGCCUAGGCCAAGUGCGUGUACUGCAGCAGACAUCAUGUGGCUUCGAUAUGGCGAUUGCCCAAGCGUUCAAUGCUUUUGCCAAUGGAGGUACUCUUGUGAUUGCCCCUACAGAAGCCCGUGGCGAUCCGACCAUGAUUUCAAAAAUCAUGCUGGAUGAGGCCAUCGAAUUCACUUUGGCUACCCCCUCGGAAUAUCUCAUGCUUACUGCCUAUGCCGCUGAUACUCUGCAAAGGUGCACAUCGUGGCGCUUUGCGUGCUCAGGUGGCGAAGUUGUCUCCGUCAGACUUGUCAACUCUGUACGACGACUAGAGCUCCCUGAGCUAAAUUUCAUGGACUGCUAUGGCCCGACGGAAGUUUCGUGCGCCGUCACAUUCCGAACGAUCCAGUUGGGUACCGGCGGUGCGGACAGCACUGAUGAACGUAACGGCUUAGAAGAUAGCCCUGCGAGCAAAAUCGUCGGGAAAGCCAUCUCCAACACAUCGAUCUAUAUUCUCAGUGAAGAUGGCAAGACAGCUCUGCCUUUCGGUAUGCCGGGUGAAAUUUGUAUCGGCGGUAGCGGCGUUGCCCGAGGAUAUCUUGAUUCUAGGCUCAGCCAGGACAAGUUUGUACCAAAUCCGUUCGCAACACCUGACGACCGGGCCCAAGGGCAAGAUGUUAUGUACCACACUGGCGAUAAGGGUUAUCUCCUAGCGGAUGGCUCUCUCGCAUUCCUGGGCCGCAUCAAUGGUGGCAAUACAUUGAUCAAGCUUCGAGGCCUCCGAAUCGACCUGGACGAGGUUGCAGGGGCAAUCUUGGCGGCGGCCCCCAAAGACUGCAUAGCUGAUGCGAUUGUGAUGGCUCGUGGAGAGCCUCAAUUCCUUGUGGCAUACGUCGUAUACGCGCAAGGAAGGAGUAUUGAUCAUGAGCAACUGGAGCUGCUCCUUCGCGAUCUUGCGUUGCCGCGCUACAUGGUCCCUUCGAUGAUCGUUCCCCUGGACCACUUGCCUACAUCGACAAACGGCAAAAUCGACAGAGCAACUCUCAGCACUCUUCCGCUCCCUGAUCAGAAAACAUGGAAGAACGACAAAACAGCCCUGACGGUUCCUGAAGGAGAGCUACGAGCACUUUGGCAGACUGUCCUUGGCGAAGCAGCGGGUGCGGCCGCCAUCGGACCGCACUCGGACUUCUUCACAGUCGGUGGCAGCUCCCUCCUCCUUGUGCGACUACAGAAUAUUUUGAGGGAGAGAAUGGGUGUCCUUCUACCGCUGCAGGACCUCUACCAGGCUACGACUCUGAGGAAGAUGGCGGCAGCAAUGCAUCAAGAACGCGGUCAAUUGACUGAGGAGACCAUCGACUGGAAGUUGGAAACGGCGAUUCCUGACAGCGUUCUAGAAAAUGCGAAGGGGCAGCCGUCAUCUCCACCACCCAAGAGCCAUGACCGCCAGGUGCUUCUCACCGGCGCGGGGUCAUUUCUGGGUAGCGAGAUUCUUACACAGUUGUUGAAGAAUGACGACGUGGCGAAAAUUCACUGUGUUGCGGUUUCUGACGACGAACGGGAAAAGCUUUCGUCUCAGGAUGAUGGCAGUGGCAGGAUGAUCAUCUACGCUGGCAGCUUGAUGAGUCCGACGCUGGGCCUCUCUGGCACGGAGAGGGCACUCCUCAGAACCGCCAUCGACCAGAUCAUACACGCAGCAGUCCAGGGCCACUGCAUGAACAACUACACGUCGGUCAAAGAUGCGCUGUAUAUUUCAACACAGACGCUGGUCAGGCUUGCUCUUCCGCGUCAGGUGCCUUUCCACUUCAUUUCGGCGCCUCGCGUGGUUCUCCUGUCCGGCCAGCACGAGGCAAAGCCAGUCUCGAUGGCUGCACAUCUUCCGCCGACAGAUGGCUCCCAGGGCGUCACAGCUUCAAAGUGGGCCAGCGAAUGCUUCCUCGAAAAGAUUGCCCAGGAGAGGGACCUUCCUGUUGUGGUGCACAGGCACUGCGCUCUAAUCGGAGAGCGGGCGCCAGCCGACGACGUUAUGAACUCGGUGGUGCGUUUUUCUGUGCUAACGCGCAAGGUGCCAAACGUGCCUGGAGCACAGGGUUUCUUCGACUUUAAAGACGUCGUGGCUGUUGCAUCUGAGAUAGAGGGCGAGGCCCCGGCAGCCACAGGGGCUGUUUGCUACCGCCAUCAUAGUGGCGAUGUGCGCGUGCCAUUCAGUGAGCUGGCAAAGCGGCUGAGUGAGGUAUAUGGGGGCGAAUUUGAGACGGUCGAGCCAUCUGAAUGGCUCCAAGCCGCAGGGGAGUUUGGAAUGGGGGAGAUGCUGGUCAUCCACCUCAAAGCCAACAUGGAGAGUGGGAAGCCUAUGGUAUUCCCGUAUCUGGGCGUUUGA